CGGCCGGUUUUCUAGAUUUUGGAGUGCUUCUUUUCAAUUUCUUUUCACACUUUCAAUUGAUUAACAGCUUCUUUUUUUUAAUAGAGAGAUUGUGAUUAAGAUGGUGGUGGAUAUAUGUCUGCACAGAAAAUCAGAAGCUAAAUGUCGUAGAAAUAAGAAGACGAAGAGAAAAGUAACAAGAAGUAGUGAUCAAGAGACUGCAGAACCACCUCAAUUCUCAAACCAAGAAGAUAUUGAAGAAGAGCAAGGUAAGAAGAAUAAUAAGAAGAUUAAACUAGGAGGAGGAGGACCUUACAGAAACCAAGACUUUAUUUCAUCAAUUGAGAACAAAGAGCUAGAUAAUCAAAGGAAACUUCAAAUUGCACUGGAAUACAUUAAUUCGGCCAAGUCUAGUGAUGGAGGGGGAGAUUGUCUUCAAACGGUUAGUGAUUCUCGUUUAGUUUUGUCCCUCAAUAAAUGGGUUCAGUCUCUGCUAAAUGAUGAGCCAGCACAAUGGAAGAAUUUCAGUGUCUGGGUGAUUUUUAAAUUUUGUCUAGAUAAGUCAUUGUCGUUGGGAGUUGGGUUAACUUUCAGCUCGAAAAUUUUACUUGGAAUUUCUUGCAUUGGAGAAAAUUCAGCUCUUUUCAGUGAUGAUAGAUGUGAAUUUUACAGCCUUGUUUUGGAUGUUUUAUGUUGCUAUUCAAUUCUUCACAUGGAAGGGUGUUUAGUGCUAAUAUGGAUACAUGGUCCUUCACGGUUGGGUCAAUGCUGGGUGUUCUUCACAAGGUUUAUAUGGUUAAUGUAUCUGAUGAUAAUGUGGGCAUUCUGUUAAUUCGCUUAUCAUGCUUGAUAUUCUAGCGCUGUUCCAGUUUUUUGAUGGUUCAUCCGAAGAAAAUUUUCAGUAAAUUUGUAGAUAACCUUCUUGAACCAUUGUUGAGUUUCUUAGUGAUGGUGAAUAAACAAAUUGAUGAUAGUUGUAAUUCCACAUUGACAAAAGAGUUGUUGAAGACAGUGGAAGACAUUUUGUCUUAUGGGUUGUUCCAUCCUGACCAUGUGAAGGAGUUUCAAAGUUUACCGGCUACAGGGAGGGUUAUUGGGUUUGGUGAUGGUAAAGGAAAAAAAUCAAAAAUGAGGAAUAGAAGUUAUUGCAUACGACUUUUUGAGAAAUUGGAGAAUAUCGUAUCUGAGAAGAAAAUUUCUUCAUUGGGGGGCGUGGGAGAGCUGUUUCGCUUGUAUGUUGUCAGAGUAAAGAAGGAAAAGGGAGUUCCUGUGUUGUCCAGUCCAACUUAACUAUUGGUAAUGGUCAGGCAGUCACUGAAAGUACUCAUUCUUCGGUUAGGCUUGACAUGGAAACUGGAAAAUCAGUGUUUGCUAUCUUUCUAUGGUUUAUAAAUCCUUUAAAGCGGGAGAUUGAAACAUAUAAUAAAACCAACAUGGAAGACGGAAUCGUAUUGUUGGAUGCUGCUCGUUGCACUCUUGAAGCUACCAAUAAGAUAAUUGCCAGUUUUAUGCAUGAAAAAGUAUAUCUCCGGACGGAAGAUACUUCUGAUGGAGAGCGUCUUAAUUUCUUGAAGGAGUUGUAUCUGACACUUGUUUCACUUUCAGAGAGGAUACAUAUUUGGUUACCUGGUUUGGAUAAUGGGUCCCCUGUAAAUGGUGUAUCUUUAGUAGCAAAAGAGAUUAUAGUUUCUCUUGGAUAUUUGCUGGAAAUCGAAUAUGGGGUUGCUGGCGAAGAUUUGGAAAGAUUGUGGAAAAUCAUUUUGUCAUUUUUAGUAAUUGAUUUACCUAUAACAGGAUCACCAGAAAUAUGCUCCCUGGCUGCAUACGUUUUGCGCUUUGCAUGCCAGUUAAUGAAUAUAAACAGUGAGCUUCGCCAGGUUUGUGACUCCAUAUUUGCACUGUGUAAAGCUGUAAGGUCAUUCUCUAUUGCCAACUGUGAAGAAUGUGUAAAAUCCGCGACAAUGUUAUUAUGCUUUCAAGAGUUUAGGCUUGCCGUUUGUAAAGCUAUCAAAAAUGUACCUGAAGGGAAGGCAACUGAUUGCAUCAAACAAUUAACAAAGGAUAUCUCUGAAACUUUAGAGUGGAUGUUGACCAGCAGUUCAAAGGAUAAGAGAUGUCGCGAACAAAACCUAGAUUUGCAAGCUGAGCUUCUGGGAAGGGCACUAGCUGAAGUGUAUACGAUGCUAUUAGAUAAUUUAGCUGUCACAACAGGGAACAGUAAAUCUGUUGGGAAAUCCAUACAGGACCUGAUGAUAGUCCUAAGUCCAUCCCUAAGUAUUCUAGUAAGGAAAGAACAUUCAAAUGUUGGUGAUUUCCUUUCCUCUGUCACGGGGCAAAGAUAUUUUGACAAGGAAAAAUCAACCAGAUCCAGUGCCUCAUGGGUUUCAUUGUUCUUCUUUCGCAUAUAUGCUUCCUGCAGAAGCUUAAAGAAGCAAUUGAUAAGCCUCAUGCCCCCUGAUUCAGCUAAGCAGGCGUCGGAGGCAAUGAGAGAUUUGUUGACAGCAUAUGCUGAAGAAGCUGAAGAAAAUUGCAUGGAAGAUCAAGGUUAUUUUUCUUGGGUAAUUAAUUUUUGUGGUCAGGACACUGUUGAAAGUUGUGCCCCGUUGGUUUAUACGAUGCAUGCUAUGGCUUACCAGAGGCUUAUUGAUCUUAGACGACAGAUAAAAGCUUACAAAUUCCUACAAAAGGAGCAGAAUGAUAUGACAUUGAUGGGUGAUGCUAACUCACAUCAUCUUUGUGAGGAAAUUAAAAUUUUAAGCAAAGAAGCUAAAGAUCUUACUGUUUAUCUCAUGAAAAAGAUAGAGCCGAUGUCAGCUGAUGCUUGUAUCAAUUCUGAAGGCAGAGAGCAGCAAACUUCAACUGAAGACAAUGCAUGGGAUUUACAUAUUCCCUCUCUGAAUGAAGGUUCAUUGCCUACUGCUCUUUGGUAUCUUCUUUGCCAAAAUACUGAUAUUUGGGGCCCUCAUGCUGCGCAGAAGAAGUUGAAGAAGUUCUUGUUUCUGUUGCUCCAUAUCCCCCUGACCAGGGCUCGAAUCAGUGGCAAGGAUGUUAUAAAGGAUAAAAUGGACAAAUCUCACAACAUGGAGAAAAUUACUCCUCAUGGAAUAUCAAUGGAGCUGCUACAUGAUACUUUAUUCUAUGAACAAACAUUUCUCUGCAGGCAUUUGCCAUCAAGUUUUUCUGAGGUUCUGCGCCAAUACCUAGUAUCAUUAUCUGGUGAUCCUUUGUCUGGAGAUAUUGACUUUAACAAGUGGUUAAUAGAUUUAAGUAAAGUUGCCGUGCAUCCCGACCCCCCUUUCACGCAGUGCACCAAGGAUCUCAUAGCUUGCCAAAGCUUGCUUAAUCUCUUAUGCUGGAUGCCUAAAGUUUAUCUGAACUCAGAAUCAUUCUCAGAUUGUGCCACCAAUGUACUCAAUCUUGAAAUGGUUUUGGUUUUUACGAUCUUAAAGAAUCAUGGUAAAUUAGAGGUGGAUUCUCAGUAUGAGCUUUUCAGAUUGUUUGUAUGUUGUAGAAAGGCAUUGAAGUGCUUGUUAAUGUCAUUUCACGACGACAUGGGGGAAGCUGUACAUUGUUCCAUCGUUCAAAUAUUUAUUAAGAAUUCAAACUCUGUUUUAUGGCUUUGGAAAUCUGGCACUGCAUUGAUUCGACUUCCGCCUGCAUUUUCUGAAGAGCAUGCAAGUGAACUGAAGCAUAUGAGUCCUUCUUUGAUGGAUGAUACAUCUUCUAUACUUUUGACAUUAACCAAGGUACAUUUUUCUUUUUCUUUCCAAUACGAUCGAAACAAUGGAGAAAAAAGCAACAUUCCUUCAGCAAUAAACAAUGCAGACUUUAUACAAGAAUUACCCAUUUCAGAUGGGCUCAGCAAAAGAAGAAGUUUGAGUGAACCUGAUCCAAGUUUAGGAGCCUGGAUGGAACAUCUGACAGAGAGUUUCAAAAAACAUACCCAGUUCAAAAAACAUGACCAGUUAUUGCUUUCUAGUAAAGCUGAUCUGAACAGUGAGGAUUAUAACAAUAUGUCUUCUGAUGUUACAUUCUUUCAUGGUUUCUUGUGGGGCAUCACAUCCAUUUUGCAAGAUAAGAAGGGCUCCGAGGAACACAAAUUGCUAGGUAGUUCGCUUUCUUCUCGGUCCAUGGAGUCUACAGACUCCAAACUCAAGAGAUUUAUAACCUCUACUGAAGACUUCAUUAAUCCUUGCUUACGUGCAUUGCUUGUGGUGGACUCUCAACAGCCUACUUGUUCGGAGAAGGAUUUUGUUGAAGAUUCUAAAGUUAGAAAAACGUUGCUUAGGUCGGAUUUUACCAAAAACAUUCUGAAUGAAAGGCAACAGUUAAAUAAACCUUUAUUAAGAAGCUUAUUAAAAGGUGACAAUCCCGAGCUAGCUCAUUGUGUCAGACAGCUUCUUAUUGGAUCUUCAGCUAUUCUGAGUCUUAAAAUGCAGAUUUCCCAGCGUGCUUGUUUUUCAAGCUUGAUGCCAAUUUUAGUCGGAACAUUACAGUACUUGCUGACAGAGUUUGCAAAUAUGGUUCAGGAACCACAUUCAAUAUCUUAUAUUUGGUUGGAUGGUGUUGUCAAAUACCUGGAAGUUUUAGGGAGUUAUGUUUCUUUAAAGAAGAACUCUUUAAAAAAAAUUCGUGCUAGGCUGAUUGACAUGCAUCUGCAGGCUAUGGGUAUAUGCAUAUCAUUAUGUGGCAGAGAAGCUACACUACCAUCCCAUGAGACAAAAACUAGUACCAAAACUCUCAUGGGUCAAUCACUUGAGUUAUCUGGUCGACACAGGUGGAGUACUUUGAGAGAAUUCAGAGCUAGGCUUAGGCUGUCAUUCAAAAUUUUAGUCGUGAAAUAUUCGAAGUUGACAGCAAUUGAGGCUGUAGAAAGAGCACUUGGAGUUCGUGAGCGACGUAGCAUGCUUUAUGAAAUUUAUGCAGGAGGUCCAGACGGAGGAAAGGUUUCUGCUGCUGUUGCAGCUGGUGUUUACUGCUUUGAUUCUGUUGUUGCAUCUGUUUCAGGCAAGGACUCAAAUCAAGAUCACAUCCAAGGUUUAACUGGAGCUCUGUUCAACAUAGUUGUGCACCUGCAAGGUCCUCAAAUCUUCUAUGAGAAGGUAACCUGCAGCGCUGGAGAUGUUUAUCCUGAUCCUGGAGCAGUCAUUCUUAUGUGUGUUGAGGUGCUAACUAAAGUUGCUGGAAAACGUACAGAAGUUGCUGGAAAGCCUACUAAAGUUGCUGAAAAACCUACUAGAGUUUCUGGAAUGCCUACUAAAGUUGCUGGAAAGCCUACUAAAGUUGAUGGAAAACGUGCUGUCUUCCAAAUGGAUUCCGCCCAUGUCAUACAGUCUCUGCGCUUACCAGCGGCACUGUUCCAAUGUUUCUGCUACCAAAGAUACUCCCGAACUUCACUGGAUUCUACAAUGGUGUCGGCUAACCAAAUGUUCGGUCCAGCUUGCGAGCGUCUGUGUACUGUGGACCGGAGGUUCUCGGUAGAUCUAUUCGCUGCAUGCUGCAGGUUGUUGUCUACAGUUAUUAGGCAUCAUAAAGGAGUAACUAAAAUGGCCGUUUCCAUUCUUCAAGAUUCGGUCUCUGUUCUUCUCCAUUGUCUGGAAACAAGAGACAUAGAGUUGGUUAGCACAAAAGGUUUUUAUACAUGGGGAGUACAAGAAGGAAGACUAUGUGCUAGUUUCCUCUGCAGGGUUUAUGAACAGAUAAGCAAGACAAAGGAAGUUUUUGAGGGGUAUACUUUACCUUUUCUAUCAGACUACAUAUGUGUUUAUUCAGGAUUGGGUCCUUUUAAAACAGGGAUAAGAAGGGAGAUAGACGAAGUUCUUAGACCAGGUGUGUAUGCUUUAGUAGAUGCAUGUUCUGAAGAUGAGCUUCAAUAUCUUCACACUGUUUUAGAAGAUGGUCCAUGCACAGGGACUUUGAAGACUCUGGUACAUGAUUACAAACAGAAUCACCAGUAUGGGGGGAAAGUCUGAUCUUGGGAGUUUCGUAUGCCAGGUUGCAAUCAUGGUAAAGCAUUCCAUGUAGAUCAUAGGAUUUGCAGCUGUGGAAUGCACAUUCAAUGUUAGAUGCCCUGAAGUGUUUGGUGGUUGGCAACAGAUUCGAAAUUCUGUUACCUGGGAUGCAAUAGCAUAUUCACUGUUAGAUGCCCUGAAGUGUUUUUAUUUUGAUCAGACAGCUGGGGAACAAGGCAAUCUUGUUCCCAUUCUCUCAAAGCUGAUGGAUUCCAUCUGUUCAAGAAAAAAAAGUUUGACGGAAAGAGAGAGAAAGCAAAAGUACAGUAUAUGAA
Molecule: messenger RNA, 6265 nt
Organism: Papaver somniferum (opium poppy)
Lineage: Eukaryota; Viridiplantae; Streptophyta; Magnoliopsida; Ranunculales; Papaveraceae
Exons: 11
Coding region: 1326-5951 (1541 amino acids)
Biological process (GO): ribosome biogenesis
Cellular component (GO): nucleolus
Source: RefSeq, a predicted model, not a curated record